Lecanosticta acicola is the source of this 384-nucleotide messenger RNA. NCBI's taxonomy places the organism in Eukaryota, Fungi, Ascomycota, Dothideomycetes, Mycosphaerellales, Mycosphaerellaceae. The record is from the annotation of a GenBank genome assembly.
AUGACGGCGAGGAGCAGCCCCAGCUUGCCGACCUACAAGGGCAAGGGCAAAGCUCCCAUGCGCCUCCAGGAAGAAAGGAAACACCAGUUCCAACUCCCAGACGCCAAUGGAUGGCACCGCCUCGACCUCCCAAUCAAGCGUGAACGACGACAAGAAACUCACUCAUGCCUCCUACGCCACCGCUCUGCAAGGCGCCAAAGCACCACAGCCAGGCACCUCUUCCGCAGAAGCUGUGGUGGGCCUUCUCUUCAAGAGAGGCUUCCCUACCCCACCUCCCAGAACAACAAGAUCCAAGACGAGCAGAACUUCGGCAACGCACCUUCGGAUGUUGAUGCCAACGACUUCUACACUGCUCGCUUGGAGAGCGCCAAGUGGCAGUUUUAG